AUGAUCAAAGAAAAGGCAUCAAGUGGAAUAAAUAGCUUCGAAAUGGCGUGUACAGUUGCUCAGCUAGUUUUUAAAGAAAUGAAACUUACUAAAGAUAACAAAAUAGAUCGAGAUUUAUACAUGAAAAUGAUUGAUUCUAAAAUUCCUAAUGAAGUGAAUUUUUGGAAACAGCCCUUGAAGAAUGGCUUUGACCAAUGCCAACAAAGAUUCCUAUCUGACAUUACCAAAAUUACGGAACUGUUUUCAAAUCAUCCUUUUAAUAUUAAAAAAGAAAUUUGUGAUACGCAAUAUUUGGUCAUGCUCAUGUGCCUCCAUCUCGACUCUUUUGUUAACUGUCCUGCUCAAACUUGGAAAGUAUCUGGUGAUGAAUUUACUCACAAAGCAUGUGAUAGUGUAAAAUCUUGGUUUGGAAAUUGCGGUAAAGAUCUGAAUGCUCUGAAGAAAAUUGUUCUAAAAAGUAUUGGAAUGAGCUAGCCAAGAACGGUUAUUGCACAUAUGUCAUAUUGACAAAUUUCAAUACUAUGGCUUCAAAUAAAGAAAAAUAAAAUAAAACGAUAG
Molecule: messenger RNA, 558 nt
Organism: Chironomus riparius
Lineage: Eukaryota; Metazoa; Arthropoda; Insecta; Diptera; Chironomidae
Source: the annotation of a GenBank genome assembly